This is a messenger RNA of Lachancea lanzarotensis, 1098 nucleotides long. It is a transcript of the gene MCK1, whose product is annotated as LALA0S05e04962g1_1. Bases 1 to 1098 code for a protein of 365 amino acids. The record is from RefSeq and is a predicted model, not a curated record. Gene Ontology annotation, biological process: protein phosphorylation; signal transduction. Gene Ontology annotation, cellular component: cytoplasm. The transcript has a single exon. Lineage: Eukaryota; Fungi; Ascomycota; Saccharomycetes; Saccharomycetales; Saccharomycetaceae. Gene Ontology annotation, molecular function: protein serine/threonine/tyrosine kinase activity; ATP binding; protein serine/threonine kinase activity.
AUGUCUCAAACGCCAAGACAAGACCAAUUCAUUGCCAAUGACGUCACGUCGAACUCCUCGAAUACUACGCGGCCCAUGCUUGUCAAGGAAUACAAGAAAAUUGGACAUGGAGCUUUUGGAACAGUGGUGCAAGCAUUUUUGACUCCGGAUAACAAUAAAUGGUACGGCCCGUUCGCUAUCAAGAAAGUACCGGCCCAAACUGAAUACAAAUCGAGGGAGUUAGAGAUCCUGAGGAUCGCAGAACAUCCCAACGUGGUCAAACUGGAGUAUUUCUUCACCCACGUAUCGCCACAAGAUAACAAGGUUUAUCAGCAUCUCGCAAUGGAGUGUCUCCCGGAAACUCUGCAAUUCGAAAUUCACCGGUAUGCUUCAAACAAGCUGGAGCUACCCUUAAAACAUACAAAACUCUAUACAUACCAAGUUGCACGCGGUAUGCUGUAUCUGCACGCACUAGGAAUCUGUCAUCGUGACGUGAAGCCGUCAAAUGUGCUUGUGGACCCAAAUACGGGUGUGCUCAAGAUUUGCGAUUUUGGAUCCGCCAAAAAGCUCGAGCAAAACCAGCCUUCUAUCAGUUACAUCUGCUCUCGCUUUUAUAGAGCUCCGGAACUCAUAGUAGGAUGCACGCAAUACACUACGCAGAUAGAUAUUUGGGGGCUUGGAUGUGUCAUGGGUGAAAUGCUUAUAGGCAAAGCAGUUUUUCAGGGCCAGGAGCCGUUGCUGCAACUGCGGGAAAUUUCCAAAUUACUGGGUCCUCCGGAUAAGAAAUUUUUGUUCUUCUCUAACCCCUCCUACGAUGGGCCACUUUUCUCGAAGCCUCUCUUCACAGGAACCGUUAAAGAACGUUUCGAAAAGCACUUUGGACAAGCUGGCUCGGAUGGAGUGGAUUUGAUGAUGAAAAUACUGACAUAUGAACCAGAGCGUAGACUCUCGCCGCGGCGUAUUUUGGCGCAUCCAUUUUUUGAUGAUUUGAAAAAAGAACGUUACUUCUUUCCUCGGGGACACACACAGCCAAAGUGUUUACCGGAGCUGUUUGAUUUUACACCCUUCGAGAUGCAAGUCAUCGGUGAAUUGGCUCCAGAGGUUCAACCACAAGAGUAA